Messenger RNA from Paramormyrops kingsleyae, 3744 nucleotides. NCBI's taxonomy places the organism in Eukaryota, Metazoa, Chordata, Actinopteri, Osteoglossiformes, Mormyridae. The record is from RefSeq and is a predicted model, not a curated record.
AUGGGCGUGGCUCUCGCCCAGCUCGCAGCAUGUAAAGCCCCCCGGUACCCCUUCCGCCAGCCUGCACUGGGCCAGAGGUCCCAGAGCACAAAGGAGCGGGUCAUGGUGGGCUCCGUUUCCGUGGCAGACUCCGGCCUCCUCAGCCCCUCGGCAUUCCCCCUGCCUCGUGUGUCCAUGCCCCCCCCCAGGCGGCAACUGCAGAGCAACACCCCCGGGCUCAAUUUUCACACACAGCGAAUGCAGGCGACCUGGCUGGAGCCCAUGAAAAGGCUCAGCACGCAGCACCUGUACCACCCGACGCAGGUGGAGAUCGUGCAGUCCAACGUGGUGUUUGACAUCAGCAGCCUGAUGCUGUACGGCACACAGGCGGUGCCGGUCCGACUGAAAAUCCUGCUGGACCGGCUCUUCAGCGUGCUGAAGCAGGAGGAGGUGCUGCACAUCCUGCACGGCCUGGGCUGGACGCUGCGCGACUACGUGCGGGGCUACAUCCUGCAGGAUGCUGCAGGCAAGGUGUUGGAUCGCUGGACCAUCAUGUCCCGGGAAGAGGAGAUCAUCACCCUGCAGCAGUUCCUGCGCUUCGGGGAGACCAAGUCCAUUGUCGAGCUCAUGGCCAUCCAGGAGAAGGAGGGUCAGGCGGUCACAGUGCCCUCGUCCAAGACUGAUUCUGGCAUCAGGACGUUCAUUGAGAGCAACAACCGCACCCGCAGCCCCAGCCUUCUGACGCACUUGGAGAGCAGCAGCCCAGCCUCCAGCAUCCACCACUUUGAGAACAUCCCCAACAGCCUAGCCUUCCUGCUCCCAUUCCAGUACAUCAACCCUGUCUCUGCCCCCAUGCUAGGCCUGCCCCCCGAUGGAUUAGCACUGGAGCCGCCGGGCCUUCGACUGCGGGAGCCUGGUCUGGUCACUCAGGGUGAGCCUCUGGAAAGCACUGAGUCAGAAGUCUCGCUUUCUCCAUUCCGUGGUGCACCAAGCCCGAGUCGUGGUGGUUCGUGCAGCGUUAUUGGCAUGGUGGAGCCCAAGGCUGAGCCAAACAGCACCUCCCCCGCACCUCCUGCUCCAAUUGCACAGCAGCCUCAGUCCCAGCCACCCCAGCCAACGCAAAUCCAGCCGGCCCAGCAAGCUCAGCAACAGCAGCAGCUCAGCCCUCUGGAAGACCACCCCUCUCACCACCCUUUCUCCAAAAGCGAGCCACCUAAGACCGUCACUCAUUCCUCCUUCUCCUCCAAGAUGCACCGCAUGCGGCGCAUGGGCUCCACUUCCCGCAAGGGUCGCGUCUGCUGCACCUCCUGCGGCAAGACCUUCUAUGACAAGGGCACGCUAAAGAUACACUACAACGCCGUGCACUUGAAGAUCAAGCACCGCUGCACCAUCGAGGGCUGCAACAUGGUCUUCAGUUCCUUACGUAGCCGCAACCGGCACAGCGCCAACCCCAAUCCCCGGCUGCACAUGCCCAUGCUGAGGAACAACCGAGACAAGGACCUCAUACGCUCCACAGGCUCCGCCACACCUGUGAUUUCCAGUACGAAGAGUGGCUUCACCCUGACCAAUCCUGGGAGACCACCACUGGGCUUUGGCACCCCACCUUUGGACCCUAUGCUGCAGGGCUCACUGGUUUUCCCAUCCUUGAAGCCGGUACAGCCAGUACAGCCCGUGCCACCCUUCUACCGGAAGCUGUUGUCACCGGUUGACUUGGUGAGCACUCUUCCAACCAGCCCCAUACUGCCCACCUCCACAAAUAGCAACUCUCUGAUGGAGCAACAGGAACAAGUUCCAGCCGCAAAUUCCCACAGUGUCCUGGGCUCAGACUUAGGACACAUCAGUCAUAGUCUGUCUAAUCCAGGCCUCCAAGACCCUACCAUUGACCACAUGCCCAAGAAGAAGCCCCGUAAAUCCAGCAUGCCAGUGAAAAUCGAGAAGGAGGUGAUCGCAGUUGCUGACGAAUAUGACGACAAGGAUGAUGACGAUGAUGACAGCUCCCCCCCGCGGCACCUGCAUAUCCACAAUAACAUCAACGGUAACUAUAAUAACAAUAACAACGGUAAUGGCGACCACUACAAUGGGGACAGCUGUCACCAGUCGCCAUCCCAUGAUGAGAUGAGCCCCGGCAUGGCUAUCCGAAGCACUCUGAGGCAGGAGCAGGAUGAGUACCGUGGGAAGGGCAUGGGCAGCGAGCUCCGGUGUAUGGACAGCUACACAUCUGAGGACCAGGACCACGAGAGGGACUUCGAUAAUGAGUCGGAGACCUCUGAGCCCAAGACGUGCUACCGGGACGAGCUGAUGGAGGCUGAGGAGCAGCGGCAUGUGAGCAGCCUAGACCGGGAGAAGGAGAUGGAAGAGGAUGAGGAUGACCGUAUGAGGAAGGACAUGGAUGACAACAGCCUUUCUUCACCCUCACCGCACCAGCCUGUCAUCAAGAUCAAGGAGGAACUGAGUGACCCCACUUACGAGAUGUUUUGCAUGAGCCAAUACGGACUUUAUAAUGGUAGCGCUGGGAUGGCUACUGCAGCAGCUGCAGCUAGCAUGGCUGCCCUGCACGAAAGCUUUGUCUCCUCUAUGGGCUAUGGCUCCAGCCCACCCAAAUUCCACUCGCACUCCCCUGACGGGGACCUGUGCUCCAGCCCCGACCCUAAGAUCUGCUACGUCUGCAAGAAGAGCUUCAAGAGCUCCUACAGCGUGAAGCUGCACUACAAGAAUGUGCACCUGAAGGAGAUGCACGUGUGCACCGUGGCAGGCUGCAACGCCGCAUUCCCCUCGCGCCGGAGCCGAGACAGGCACAGUUCAAACAUCAACCUGCACCGGAAACUUCUGACCAAAGAGCUGGACGACAUGGUCCUGGACCCCCACGCGCCUCUACCGCGGGACCUGCAUUCCGAAUUCCUGGCUAAGAUCUACGGAAGCCACCACCUGGGUUUGGAGGCCAUGGGGGUGGGUGGAGGGCCGCGGGGAUUUGGCCGCGACGACCCCGGCUCGCCGGCGGGAGCCGAGUAUUCCCACGGCAACGGCUUCUGCAGGGGGGCGUCUGACGACUACGCAGUGCUGGACCUGAGCACUGCCUCCAGUGUCCAGUCCAGCGGGAGCGCGCACUCCUCCUCGCGGGAGUCGGACGACGGCAGUGACGAGGGGAUCCUCCUGGAUGAACUGGAGGGCGCCAGUGACGGGGAGGGGCCCGGCAGAGCCGCCGCGGGCGAAGGGGGCGAGUCGUCCUCAUCGCCGACGCCGCUGUCCAUGCCGGGGUCUGGUUUUGGGGGAGGCAUCGUGUGCAGCAUCUGUCACAAGAUGUACAGCAACAAGGGAACACUGCGGGUGCACUACAAGACGGUGCACCUGCGUGAAAUGCACAAGUGCAAGGUGCCCGGCUGCAAUAUGAUGUUCUCCUCAGUCCGCAGCCGCAACCGGCACAGCCAGAACCCAAACCUGCACAAAAACGUGCCCUUUGCAGCCAUCGUGGACUAGCUCCCCCCCCCCUCCCACACCCCAGCUCCCCCUCCCUCCUCGUUCCCCGGCCUGGACUGCCGUACGUCCUGCUUCCCCUGCCCCUUUCUAGGACUACAUCAGCUUCCUCUCAGCGUGUUUUUACCACGUCUCUUCCUUCCAAUAGCUGACGGAUCUGUCUGCGCAUGUGUCGCCCAUGCGUGUGCGCGGACACACGCGUGACACACGGCGGCACAGACUCAGGCGGUGGCUCCACUCUCAGCUACUUUGACAUUGCCUUCCCUUCGGAAGGGCAGAAUAACAUUCCCCGAA